AGCAACAACGCAGUUUAAGUUUUGGCAGUGGAAAUUAAAAGCUGUAUGGGAAUUCCAUACGUGCAAAUGUAUGGAGGGGGUGGGGGGGAAUUGGUAGAGUAUUUAAUCAUAAUCAGUUAUUAUUUAUGCAUUGGGAUGGAAGGAUUUGCUGAGUUUGAAAAUCAAGAGACUGUUUCCGCGUUGGCUCGUUAUCCUUUGCUCUUUGUUUCCCUUUGUCCGCCACCAUAAAGUUGCUGACCGGUUUUGCUUUGAUACUUACCCCUUUUAUUUCUUCCCUCGCUUUAUUGUUUUUUCUAAACUAAAUCGCGAGGUGCGCAGCUGCCAGGACCUAGCUGUUCAGCCGACUGCUGGAGGAGAUAUGGAGCCGCUGAAAAUCGAGUGGAUCGGCUCUCCCUGCGGUUCCCACGGACCGUACACUUUCUACAGGGCUUUCAACGUACUGGUGUCGGGCUCCUCCGGCCAGGACAAGGCGCCGAGGACGCUGACGGCCAAGCUCGGCCAGUUCCUCUUUGUCAGAUGCCAGCCCCAUGAGCCCGAGUGCAUCGCCGAGCUCCAGCUCUUGUGGGAGGACCGCAGCCGCCAGCAAAUGCUGGCCAGCACCAGGCUCUACUUCAGCCCGGAAGAUACCCCGCAAGGACGCGACCUGCACCACGGCCAGGAUGAGGUCAUUGCAGUCUCCAAAAAGGUAAUUAUCCGACUGCCUGAUCUGGCGAAAUGGGCCUGUAUUAAGACUUCACAGUGGGCUAUAAAUGCUCUGGAAUCCAAACCCAACACUAUGAACUUGGACAUUAGCGAACACAAAGAGGAAUCUGAACUGAACAUCAGUCCACCAUCAGACUGCCACCUCACCUCAAAUAAUGUGGGAAGUGAAUGUGAACAUUCAGGUUUCCAAGGUAACCAAUCACAAGUUAAAGUAUUAAGCUAUCCCCAGUAUUGCCGCUAUCGGGCAAUUCGAAAAAGAAUUCAGAAGGCAUCAGCCGAGUGCGUUGAUGAAGCACAGUUGCUGGCUCUUGGAGGGAUCCUUAUGAUGGAUCUGAACACCACGAUUCUUUAUUGUCGAGAAACAUUUGAACAUCCAACGCUGGGGAAUAACAAGUCUAUUUGUGAUGAGUUUGCACCUCAUGUCUUGACACGGACUUCAGCCAGGAGAGUGGUGCGGACGAGGCUACAUAUUACUGCACGACCACAGUCAUUCACAUUGCUCCAUUAUCAACUGACAGGAGCAACCGACAUCAAAGGACGAUCCCGCAUGAAGAAGCGUAAGAUUACAAUGGUCGACGAGAGUCCCUCGCUGGAGCGUCCGCAGUCCAGCCAGUCGGAUGCCAAGGAGAAAAAGGACAAAGUUGACUCAGAAAAUAUGGCAUCCGGAAAUGCACAAGCAGAUCACGCAGACAAUCCAAGUGAGCUGCUUUCUGCAGAACAACGCUUCCUAAAGGCCUUGCACAGCUUCAUGUGUGAUCGCAAUACCCCCAUUGCCAGAAUACCUCACCUGGGCUUCAAGAAAAUUGAUCUGUUUGUAAUGUUCACUGUAACACAACGCCUUGGAGGAUAUGAGGCAGUAACUGCCCGCAGGUUGUGGAAACACAUUUAUGAUGAACUUGGUGGUAAUCCAGGGAGCACCAGUGCUGCCACUUGCACAAGGAGACACUACGAGAGGUUGAUCCUACCUUAUGAACGAUACCUCAAAGGGGAGGAGCACAAACCACUGCCGCCAGCCAAGCCGCGCAAGCACGCAACAAGCACGUCCGAGGACUCGGAGAAAGAUGUUAAAACUAUAAGUGAGGAGCAAGACGUGAAAAUGAAGAAAGGUCAGGACACGAGUCGGAUAUUUGAGAAGGAGGAUCAACAACCAAGAGGUGAAAGAUGCCAAGAGAAUAGACAAAGGACUAUCUCUGCUCAACACUCAAGUACUCAGGGCAACUCUCAAGAUAAACACAUACAAAUACUAAAAUGUAAAAGCCAAGAUAAUGCUGCAUCAAUUGCAGUGGAAUGUUCCAGAAGCAAGGCUUGCCCACCCACAGGACUGGGCACAAGUGAGAAAGUGGAGUCUAAAGUAUUUCGACAGCAUGAGCACAAAAUAAGAAACCAGGAAAAUCAAGUGUGUCCAAAUACAGGACAUAAACCGAAGUCACCACAUCACCCUCAGGACUUGUCCAGUGGCCCCAGGGUUAAACAAAGCCUGGGCACAGAGAGUAGUAAGCACAUCUUUCCAAAUGCAAUGUUCCAGCAUCUUCACUCCGGAAUUCUAAACUUCCAGUUGCCUGAAGGCAUUUCACCUCUUGAUGUUCUCAAAAGCAGGCUUGGACUGGCUACAUCCAAGGAUCUAUCCAGACCCACUUUGCAACGGGCCCUCAUCGUGGAGCGGGCACAGAACAUCACGUUGGAUAGUCAGAAGAUCAAAGUAUGCAGCAAACCUCUGGGAGAGCCUGGAACGCACAAUGUGGCAGGACUAAAGAGGAAAGAAUCAAAAGGGGUCCCUCAAACAUCGAAGAGGCUUGGUUUUGGACAAGUAAAUGGAAUUCGACUGGUGAAAGGAAAUGCAUCUACAUUGCCCUUGUUCAAUAAUUUGAGUUCCGUCAAACAUGUUGCAAUUUCCAAGGAAGAGCAUGAAUCUAAACCAAGACCAAUGGGACGACUUGUAGGUAAUGGCAGUGGAACUCCACAAGGCUACUCAAUGAAGGACAGUUUGGUGGAGGUAGGUUUGAACUUGAGCAAGACCAAGGAUAGCAGCUAUAUUUAUGACCAUAAAGGACAACUGUAUGAGAUUUUACCUCAGAAUUUAUCUAAUAAGCAGUUACCACCAAAAAAUGAGCCUUCUAUACGAUACAGGGAACAGUCCUCACCACUAAAUCUCAGUAAGUCAAGUAGGAGUUUGUCAGGAAAGAGAAUAGCAGAGUUCAUGGAUGCAUCAGUCUGUGUAUCACAGAAGGGUGUCCCUAUUUAUCUGUUUCCUCAAUCUCUGCAAAACCUUUGUGAGAACAAGGAAAGCCAUAAGAAAAAUGAGCAACCGAUCAAGAAGCUGCGCCUGGAUUCCUGUUGCACAGAGGUGAUUGAUCAGAGAAGAGAAUCUAUUCAUUCGGAUCAUAGCUCUGGUGCAGAGUCACUUAGUUCAUCACCCCUGAGCCUAGGUUCUGGAGUUGUGUCUGAAGAUGUGCCCACAGACUUGAGUUUACCAAAAUAUCCUAAGACUCAAAAGCUAGAUCCUACUGCAACCAAUAACGAGAGUCCGCCGGCCAAAAAUACUAGAUUGAACUCUGAGCUCGCAGGUAAGCAACCAACCGAUCUAUCCACGUUGUCAUCCUUUCCUGCUGUAUUAGAAACCACCACUACAUCAGAUGGUAGCCAGAGAGCACCAGCAAAAAGCAGUCUUCGUUUACCAUCUGGGACAUCCCUAAAUUUGGGUCAAUCAAAGAGCUGUCAAGAGGAGCUUCCCAAAAGCUCUGAGAGGAGACAGUUCCCAAUACGCAGCGAGCAAAGACUUCCUCCACCUCAUCUUGAAGAGUCGAGGAAAGAGAGCGUAGAACCAACUGGAAAGAAGUCACUUCUGUCCGGCUUGACCAAAGCCAGCCAAGAGAGAAAGCCUCAAAGGGACCAAGAAUCAAACCCAUCCAAUAGUCAGGAUUUGUCCUCGGAGGAUGAACAGGACAACAAGAAAGGAGCACUCCCGAGCUCGUAUCUGCAUGGAACCCAUUGCCCUGAGUUUCAGAACGUGACGGAAAAAUUUGGAGCCCACUUUCAGCUGGUUGAUUUGAAUAAAAAUACAGUGGAGGAAGGAAAGUCUGAUUCAGUUGUGGUGCCAGUAUUGGCAUCUGGCCUUCCCGUUUCACCCGCUGUGGUUCCUGGCUCCGUGCAACGUCAACAACUGCUGGCUUCCCAUUCACAGCAAAUGUACAGCCAACUUCUGCGGACCUCGGUGCUGCCCAGCUUGGCUUACGAUGAGGUGGUAAUACGUAGACUAUCGUCCAGCUCAUCAGCACUAUCUCCCUCACACCUCUCCACUGUGCUCCCCGAAAAGCGAAUGUGAUUGGCUUUGUUGUAUGUCUGAAUCUCAUCCAGCCCGCACAAGAUUUCACCUGCGCUCGGUAAUCUCGUCUUUUGUAUGAUGGAACAAAAGUGCUGUUAAAAUAAUUUCCUGCUCCAGCUCACCAAAUUGUUUCAAGCAGCAAAUUGCCAAUCUGAGAGGAAGGAUAUUAAGCCACCUGUGUCCUGGGUGCUCUGAACUAAAUACGAUAAACCAUGUGAACAAUCUGGUGAUAUUCUGACUUCUUUACUUGACAUCUGAAGAGGGGUGAGAUCCACCUUGCAGCUCCAUUGGCCGCAUGGAAUGGUUGUGGUGUUGCAUUGAAGCUUGUGAGGGAUGGCAGCUGGGCAGCUGAAACUGAUCGAGCAUCAAUUUGCCAAAUUUGUCAAGACUUUAGACUUUGCGCAAGAAAGUGCUACCACUAAAGAAGAAAAUAAAACAAUCAAAUGUAAUGAUACUACUGUUAUUACACAUUUCUCACAGAAAAAUGGGAAUUAUACUCAGGGAGGGAUUUGUAUAAUGAACUGCUCUUACAGACGGAUCACAAACUUCAAUAUCCUAUGGUCUCAAGUGCCAUGAUGUUGGAAGUGUAAAAGGUUGUGAUAUGUUACCACUGAGAUGGAGGUGUUGCCUAUCUGUGAAGAAUGGACACGACUUCUUACAGAUACUGUGAAGUAACAAAUAUUGUGGUCCAAGGUGUUGCUCAAGCAUUUGAGAGGAAGAGACUCACAGCUCAAUAAGAGGAAUCUCCUUACAAGGGCCAGCCUCCUCCAAUACUUGAGUGCCUCUGUUUCUGUCCUCGUUGCAGAAAGUCAGGGUAUGGGUUUUCUGUUCGGUUGGCAUGCACAUGACUACUAAAUACCGUGGAAAUCUGUUGAGGUUAAUUUAGGUUUGCCAAAGAAGAAAACAACCUUAACUAGAGACUGAUUUUAUCAGGGAUACUUGUUCUAUAUGUCCUUUGCCUCAUCUAAUCUCCUUGCCUAUUGAUUGUAAGUAAGUGGUUAUCAUCCAGAAAUGUCAUCUAAGGAAAACUGCUGUUCCAGUGGCUUGUCCAGGGCAUUUUUCCCCCCCCCCCAAGUUUUAAAGAUGUACUUGCCCUUUGGAGAAGAAUAAGGUUUCCACAAUAUAUGUAUAGAUGGUAUGCAAAUUACAUUGAUCGUUUUUGAAACAGAAAUUGCACUGGGUGAGUUUGAACAAAGAGACACAAGCCAUUUGGAGCCUUGUCAGCAUUAAUGCCUUUUCCAGACAUGGUUAUUACACCUCUUCAAGCUAUUGGAAACCCGAAAUUUGAGCUUAGAUUUAAUAUUGAACUAUUAGAUACCACCUUCUGGAUUCUCAACUGGUCUUGCGGAGUUUCUGUUUUGACAGAUGUGCUUCCUAAGUCAAUGCAACCAAUUUAAACAACUAAUUUUGAACAGUUCCUCAAGAGUUGUACUUCAAAGUGGUAUUGGUGAUCUAAGAUGAAAGAGUGGCAGACACCCAUGAUAUAAUUGUUUUAUAGGACUAAGUAUGUUUUUAAGUUACAAGUACUGUAUGCAUAGCUGAAAAUAGUGAGCUAUCUUGCAUGGACCUUGUUUACCCUCUGAAAGAUCAAAGAUAAUAAUAUAAAAUAUAGACUUUUACACUUGUAUGUAUAAAUGACACUAGGAUUUCCUUGCAGAUUGUAUUGAACCUCCUUUUUUGUAGGUUGCUCUUUUAAUGAUUUAAGUGUAUGUAAUUACAAACAUUCCUAAUGGUUCAUUAUGCAUGUUAUCAGUUACAAACUUUGGCUGAGAUCUGAAAAAGAAAUGGCUGUUAACAUUUUCAUUAUUUAUUUUACAAUAACAUUUUCCAAAGUUCUAUUUUAAAAAGUUAACUCUUAUUUGUUAGGUGGUUAAAUUUUUUCCAUCAUCUUUGCUAUUUAGAAAUCACUGAUUUUAUGUUAAAGAAACUAUUUUAGAAUUGUCAAAAGUUUUGGCUGUCAUAGUUGUUCCUUCACCGUCCUCUUCUUUCAAUCCCAAAUAAGAUUAAAAAUAACAGAAGUAAUUUAUAUCCCUAUGCAAAAUUAGGCUAAGCACUAUAAUCCUUGUUAACCAGGUUGAUCAAAUUACACAGCUGGAAAUAAAAGGUGAUUUUGUUGCUGACACCCACUGGAACAGUCAGCUAAUCAGUCCCAAUGUCUGCAGUUACAUGAUGGAAGUUGUCCUACUCCAUGUUGAAAUAAUUUCCUUUACAUUUUUAAAAAUAAAUUCCCAAUUAUUCCUGACUGCUUUGGUUAGGUUAGGACUUUAUCCUUGUAUUCUCAGGAGUAGAUCUCAGACAGGAAUUGGCAAAAUAGUAGCAGAAAAGGACUUUGUGAUACCAUGUGUCUUGUGGCCUUUCCGUAAAUACUGUCACACAGUUAGAUGUUACUAAAAUGAAUGCAAGACCACAAUUGGCCUGUUUUUGUACAGUGCAUCAGGUGGCUUAAAAUAUACAAUUGCACAUUUUUCACAUAUAUGUCAGCAGUCUGCAGAUUUCCAAAACCUCUCUGAACCUUUCAUGGAUAAUCAAGGAAUGGGCCCAAAGCUAACCCUUUACACGUUUAGUCCUGAUCCUUUUCCCGAUUUAAAUGGAUCUCUACGCUUUGAAGGCUAUCUUAUAAUUCAUAUUUCCCAACAUCUAGGAAUAUGGUACAUAUGAUAUGGCAGCUGAUGAGUCAGCACUUGGCAGCUUGCUCAAUGUAAUGCUAUGUCAGGGUUACACUGAAACAAAACUGGUGGUUGUGGCAUAAGCACCUUGCUGAGGGAGUUGUUGGAAUCAAUUCCAACCCUUGUUAUGAAUUAUAUGGCGAUUCCGUUGCAGUGUCAUAAAGUAUUAGAGGAUGGAAAUGGACUCUUUGGCCCAAUUUGCCCAUACAAACCAAGAUGCCCCAUCUACACGUCCCACCUGUCUGCACUUGGCACAUAUAUACCUCUAAACCUUUCUUAUCCAUAUAUCUAUCCAAAUGGUCUUUUAAAUGUUGGUAUAGUACCUGCCUCAGCUACCUUUUCUGGAAGUUUGUUCCAUAUACCCAUCACCCUCUGUGUGGAAAAAGUUGCCCCUUGGGUUUGUAUUAAAUCUUUCCUCCCUUACCUUAAACCUAUGUCCUCUGGUUAUUGAUUCCCCUAUUCUGGGUAAAAGACUGUGCUUUCACCCUAUUUGUUUUCCUCAUGAUCAUACACUCCUAUAAGCCUGCCCAACCUCAACCUGGAGUUCAGGUUCUCGUGUCCUGGAAAUAUACUCAUAAAUCUUCUGCACCCUUUUUCUAGCUUAUCACCAUCUUUCCUGUAGUGGGUGAUCAAAACAAUGAUAAUAUUCCAAAUGCAGCCUCAAAUACAUCUACAACUGCAACGUAACAUGCCAACUUCUAUUCAGAUCAGGAUCAGAUUCAGAUUCAAUUUUAAUUGUCAUUGUCAGUGUACAGUACAGAGACAAUAUACUAUAUUGUGCUUCCUAAGUCAAUGCAACCAAUUUAAACAACUAAUUGGUUGCUAUAUUCUAUACUCAAUACCCUGAAUGAUGAAUGCCAAUGUACUGAAAGCUCACUUGAUCACCCUAUCUAACUGUAACACCACUUUCAAGGAACUAUGUACCUGCACUCCUAGAUCCCUCUGUUCUACGACACUAUCCAGGCUCCUAUCAUUCACUGUGAAGGUCCUGCCCUGGUUUGACCUCCCAAAAUGCAACACCUUACAUUUAUAUGUAUUAAACUUAAUUAACCAUUCCUCAGCCCUUUUGCCUUGCUGAUCAAGAAAAGAUCCUGCUGUCAUUUUCUUUUACCAUCUUCACUGAUUACGAUACCACCCACUUUAGUGUUAUUUAGUAUUAUCUAAAAUAAUUGUAACAAAAUAAUAUAUUGUACUGGAUGACAGCAUAUUUCACUGCCCAUUUAGCAGGUUGUUUUGGCCAUAUCAUGUGAGAAUAUCCUGGGAGACAUGUUGAACUCUUUUGCACAAAUACAGUCUAUUGGAUUCAAGUCAUCUGCAAUUCUGUUGGUGUCUUUCCAACUCGGCAUUCACAGUGAAAUGGAAAACUAGGGGGCUAGCUUUAGGGGAGUGAGUAUGUUAUGGACUGCCAGGUACUAAAGACACAAUAAAUGCUUCCAUGUUUGUCCAUUCAUGCCCUGGUGUGUGCUGUUAAUGGGGAAAUUCUUGAUUUAAAAGAUGAUACACGCUUUACGAAACAUAUGCAAACCCAACCAAUUACCAGAAGUUGAGUCAUUUAGGAUGUUGCUGCUGUGUUUGACAGCUUGGACCUUGUUAGGUUUCAAGUAUGCUUUGCCUCCUUUUACCUCCAACACCCUACCCAUAAUACUUUGUCAGAAAUAUGUGAAAGUUCUAUUACGUGCAGAAUGAUCAACAUCAUGUAAUUGAAGCCAGUGUAACCUGAUCUCAAUGGCUGAGUGCAGCUGCUCUGUUGAAAUGUAAUAAUGUGUGCCCCAUUCUGGUCACCUGCCUUAACUCAUCCUCUCCAUUUUGAUUUGUUAAAAAAUGUAGCAGCUUAAUGGCAGCAGUUUUCAAUCGGCAGCUUUGAACUGGCAAAGUAAAGGUUUGUGUAUGAGUAGCAAAUAAUCUUGUUUUAAAAUCUAUUUUUAUUGGAAGUGCUGAUCCAUAGUAUGCCAUAAGGGCUAGUCUAUGCAUUAUAACACUUGGAUUCUAACCUUUUGAUUCAAACCCCACUUUGCAUUUGAUUUGGUGGACUUUAUUCUGGUGGUGGACCCAAGUUUGUAUGUUCUGUGGCAGGUAAGCCCUGGUAGAUUUCGAUGAAGUUAGAUACAUAAAUCCAGUCACUUUUUUUCUGUCCAUCUCCCUCUUCCUGCUCUGCACAAUUUCCCAGAACACUAUUGCUACCUACACUUAUGGUUUUGGCUAGGACUCUGAAAGGGUGACCAGGAUUGAGCAUAUGAGGUGUUCGAUUUGACCAUCAUUCAUUUCUGCCAUCUCAGGGUUCAUUACAUCUUUUCUACUCAGUGCAUCAGCUUCUGUAACAAACAUAAAUUGAGCAUUUUUGUUUUCACAACAGUUAUUUCAUAUGGUGUUAUUUGAAGAUAUUUGACCCACAUGCCAACAUUCCCAGCAGCGACUGGAAACUCUUCUCUGGUGAAUACAUGCUGAUAGAGGGGCGUCAUUCAGAUUUUACUGUUUUACAAAUAGCAAAACCAUAGGUAACAGAACAGAUAAAUAACUAGAAUGAAAACUUUGGGGCAUAUAUCAAAUGUGGCAUUGUCUGCAUUUCUUUAAAAAAAAAACUGGUUAACAAUAUUUACUUUGUGCAAGACUUGUGAACUAAUCUUUUGGUGAUACUAGACUGAGGAAUACUGUGGUAUGUUCUUACUCUCCAUACUGUGGAUCAAGUGCUGUAUUCAUUAAAUGCGGUCGGAUGCACUGUUUCUGAAAUCUUGAUAUUUCCUUUUUAAUCAAGUUACAAAGAAAUGUACUGUAUAUAAUGGGGCCAUGUAUGAAUCACUGUAUCCUCUGGAACAUUGACUGACUCCCUUUAAGGAUCUGUGCAAAGAUUCAAAGUAUUUUUGUACAAUAUUCUGAUAGUUUGUAAGAUGUGUUUCUUAUAAUUUCACACUACAUUAUGCAGAUAACUACUUUUUGAUAAAAAUAUUUACAACUAGAUUAUUAACUGAUUUUUUUGUAUUUCUUCUUUUCCAGUAUAUUGCAAUCAUAUUAAAAAAACAUUGUAAAGAU
Molecule: messenger RNA, 9717 nt
Organism: Leucoraja erinaceus (little skate)
Lineage: Eukaryota; Metazoa; Chordata; Chondrichthyes; Rajiformes; Rajidae
Exons: 11
Coding region: 359-4024 (1221 amino acids)
Biological process (GO): regulation of transcription by RNA polymerase II
Cellular component (GO): nucleus
Molecular function (GO): transcription cis-regulatory region binding
Source: RefSeq, a predicted model, not a curated record